Molecule: messenger RNA, 1763 nt
Organism: Nematolebias whitei (Rio pearlfish)
Lineage: Eukaryota; Metazoa; Chordata; Actinopteri; Cyprinodontiformes; Rivulidae
Product: gastrula zinc finger protein XlCGF8.2DB
Exons: 4
Coding region: 596-1726 (376 amino acids)
Source: RefSeq, a predicted model, not a curated record
GGCGGAAGUAAAGAAGACGUCGCUAACAUCGUUAGCUUCGUGAGCUGUUCCUGAUCCUGUGUGCUCUCAGUGAAAGUAAUCAUUGGGUUCAACUGAUGAAGUUUUGGAUUGAACCUAAUCAGGACGCCCUGAUGCUGCUCAAUAAUCCAGAAUUCCUAUAGCAAGGAAGAGGUUCUGAUGGACCAGCCAUUCUGUAACCAAGAGAGGGACUGCAGUCUGGACCAGGGGGCCUCCACAGAAUAAAGCGAAACAGGAGACUGAAACAUACGGGUUCUUCAGUACUUCUAACAAGUUGAAGAAAUCCUUUGAGGUUCUGAAAACAGGACACGAUGUGAAGAAGAGAUGGAGGAUCAGAGCGGACUGUUUAUCAGCCGGAAACCCGAAGUAAAGUUACACAGAAUCGGCAAACCACUUCAACAAUAUGUCACGGAGGAGGACAACAUUCUGAGCUACAGCAGCAGUUUUCUGACCAAGAUAGGAACUCCAGUUUAACCAGCAAGUUCCUACUAGAAUUUUUCAAAAGAAGGAUUGGGAGGAACCAGAACCUUUACAGACCAAGGUGGAACAAGAAGAACUAGAAUCUCCACAGAACAAAAUGAGACAAAAGGAACCAGAAUCAUCACAGAGUAGAAUAGAGCAGGAGGAUCAAGAACCGCCACAGAUUAAAGAGGAACAGAAGGAACCAGACCCUCCACCGAUCAAAGUGGAACAUGAAGAACUCCACAGCAUUCAGGAUGAGCAGCAGCUGGUUUUAAAGGAGGAAAGUGAUAUUUUCAUGGUAACUGUUAAUUAUGAGGAAAGUGACAGCAGUGAAUCAGAACCAACCAGCACCCCGCUCCUUUCUACCUCAUCUCCAUUAAAAGAAGAACCAGGUUUGGACAUACAAGGAACAAAAUCUUACGCCUGUAACACUUGUGGAGAAACAUUCUCAGACUUAUCACUGAUGAAUUCUCACCAAAAAUCUCACCAAGUUGAUAAGUGUUUUUCUUGUGAAACUUGCUUGAAAAGAUUUGCACGACGUGACAGAUUGAUACGCCACAUGAUAACACACACAGGAGAGAAACCAUUCUUCUGUCAGGUCUGUGGGGACAGAUUUGGACUUAAAAAUGAUUUGACUCGCCACAUAAGAAAGCACACGGGUGAGAAACCAUUUACUUGUAACGUUUGUCAUAAAAGCUUCACUCAGAGCAACAGUUUGACUUACCAUAUGAGAAUCCACACAGGUGAGAAGCCAUUUUCUUGCAAAGAAUGUGGAAAAGGUUUCAUUCAAAGGGGGGCUUUAAACACUCACAUGUUGACUCACACGGGUGAGAAGCCCUAUUCAUGUAAGAUGUGUGGAAAACAUUUAAGAUCCAGCACUGGCCUGUUGCAUCAUAUGAGAACUCAUACGGGUGAAAAACCCUAUUCCUGUCAAGUUUGUGGGAAAACAUUUAGUCAAGGUGUCCAUUUAUCUGGUCACAUGAGAAAGCACACGGGUGAGAAGUCAUAUUGUAAAGAAUGUGGAAAAGGUUUUGUUAGAGCUGGAGCUUUGACUGUUCACAUGAAAACUCAUGCAACUGAAAAUCCAUACUCAUGUACCAGUUGUGGGAAAGGUUUAGGCUCCAGGACUAGCUUGAUGUAUCACAUGAGAACUCACACGGGUGAAAAACCAUAUGCCUGUAAAAUCUGUGGGAAAACAUUCCGGCAAAGCAGCCAUUUAAUCAAACACAAAACCUCCCACAGAUGAGAUGUCCUGAAGACGCAUCAUGUCAGAAUGACCCACU